GUAACCCGGCACCAAAGCGGUUCACAGCAGAGCGAGCCAAACCGGAGAUUGGGCUGAAAAAACUCUUGAAAAUCUAUUUGGAAAUCACUCUGCUGGUUGUGUAUUGCCAGGUUGCUAAGGGCAUACAACUUUUAAAAAGUGUGUAGAGCACGUGGAGAUGGAUAACACAUAUAGGGCAUGAAUAAACAAUGAUAAGUGAUUGCAGGGUAACAGCAGGGGAAAAGAGACCUUUGGAUAAAUAGUGCAGAGUAGUGAUUUGAUUUCUGUAAUUGUCAGUCAUACACACUGAUGAUUUCUGAGAAGAACUCAAGAAGUUGUCAAAUUCCCUGUAGCUCUACUUUUAAGUCCUUCUCACUCAAUGCCAUACACAGUAGUUCUUUAAAGCAAUUAUAUUUUUUAACAUUUCUGGCUUAUUUCAGAUUGCUGUGCUCAUUGUUACUCCCUGCAUUAUUUCUAAGUGGAAUUUUGUGCAUCUGCUUGGUGGUACUGCUGUGGGGAGUGCGACUGUGGUUACAAAGGAAGAAAGAGUUGAGCUCAGCAGGAGGAGAUGGGAAGCGGCCACUGCUGGUGGCCUUUUUUCACCCGUAUUGCAACGCAGGAGGUGGAGGGGAGAGAGUCUUGUGGUGUGCCAUAAGAACGCUACAGAAGAAGUACAGGAAUGUAACGUGUGUUGUUUACACUGGUGAUAGAGAUGCCACUGGAGAAGAAAUAAUUGAAGGCGCUUUCAGAAGAUUCAAUAUUAAGUUAAUUCAUCCUGUGAAGUUUGUAUUUCUAAAAAAACGUUUCCUUGUGGAAGCUUCUCUUUAUCCUCACUUCACUUUGCUGGGACAAAGUUUAGGAUCGGUGUUCCUUGGCUGGGAAGCUCUUCUAAAGUGCGUUCCUGAUGUUUAUAUUGACUCAAUGGGUUAUGCCUUCACAAUUCCCCUCUUCAAAUACCUAGGAGGUUGUCGUGUUGGAUGCUACGUCCAUUACCCCACUAUCAGCACCGAUAUGCUCUCUGUCGUGAGGAAUCAGGAUACCAGGUUUAACAAUGCUGCCUUCAUUACAAGCAGCCCUCUCUUCAGCAAAUUUAAACUUGUCUACUACUACUUCUUUGCUUUCAUGUACGGCUUGGUUGGUUCUUGCAGUGAUGUGGUAAUGGUGAAUUCUUCUUGGACACUGAAUCACAUCCUUUCCCUCUGGAGAGCUGGGGCGUGCACCAGUGUUGUGUAUCCACCAUGCGAUGUUCAGACUUUCCUGGAUAUUCCACUGGAAGUGGAAAAGAGCACCAGUGAAUAUUCCAUUGUUUCUGUCAGCCAGUUCAGGCCUGAAAAAGAUCAUCCUUUGCAAAUCAGAGCCUUUGCUAAAUUGCUGAAAGAGAAAAGAGUGGGGCAGCAGCCAUCACUGAAGCUGAUUUUAAUUGGCGGCUGUCGUAACCAGCAAGAUGAAGAGCGUGUAAAGAAGCUGAAAUGUCUGUGUGAAGAGCUAGGAGUUAGUGAUGAUGUGAUGUUCAGGAUUAACAUUCCCUUUGAGGAGCUGAAGAGACACCUGGCUGAGGCCACCAUUGGCCUGCACACCAUGUGGAAUGAGCACUUUGGGAUCGGCGUAGUUGAAUGUAUGGCAGCUGGCACAGUUAUCCUGGCUCACAAUUCUGGUGGCCCCAAACUGGACAUCGUGGUACCCCAUGAAGGACAUGUUACAGGCUUCCUAGCAGAAGAUGAGGACAGCUAUGCAGAGACAAUGGCUUUUAUCUUUUCUUUGUCUCCUGAGAAAAGACUGCAGAUCAGAGAAAACGCUCGUCGCUCUGUGCACAGGUUUUCUGACCAGCAUUUUGAAGACACAUUCCUGUUAUCUGUGGAGCCGUUAUUUAAAUAAGUGUAUAUAAGUAAAAAUGAACAUGAGUAAAAUUUUUAUAUUUGACUGUGUGGCACGUGUAAAUAUAUCUAAGCUAUAAUCUCUUGGUUCCAUUAAAUAAAAAGGUUUUUUCUUUCUGUCAGGCUGCUUUAUGUAACAGAGACUUUUUCUCCUGUGAAAGAAAUGCUUCUAUGCUAACUACAUGAGAGUAUGGUGCACUUAAAAGCCUUAUGGAUUCACAAGCCAUGACAGUGCUUCGGGAGCAGAACUACAUCAAGAAGUUCUUUUAUUUAUCAGGAGCCUCUUUUAGUUACUGAAUAUUUUCAGUCUUUACCUGUUUCUUGACUCUCUACCUGCAGUCAUACUUUUUAAAGUCAACAUUUUUGUUUUA
Molecule: messenger RNA, 2224 nt
Organism: Cyanistes caeruleus (blue tit)
Lineage: Eukaryota; Metazoa; Chordata; Aves; Passeriformes; Paridae
Source: RefSeq, a predicted model, not a curated record